Messenger RNA from Phascolarctos cinereus (koala), 4015 nucleotides. NCBI's taxonomy places the organism in Eukaryota, Metazoa, Chordata, Mammalia, Diprotodontia, Phascolarctidae. The record is from RefSeq and is a predicted model, not a curated record.
AGGGUAUCCAGUAUCCAAAAAAGAAUUAAACAAUCCAUUUAGGAUAAGCGUCUAUAUAGAUCGACAGCUUUUAAUGCCAACAUUUUUAACGCUUGCCCUGUACGUAGAUUGAUUUUUUUUUUCUCUAGCAUUCCCUCAGCAGAUGGAUUUUUGCUACUGCAGAUCAGCAGAGGGUGUCAGAUCUUUCAGAGUGCACCAGGCUGGAACGAGCAGAGCUUCUUAGUAACUCUCUUUUCCCCCUCCCCACUCUCGCUCUUUCUCCCUUCUUCUCUCCCCAACCUCCUCUUCUGAGUAAUUCAGAAAGAGCAGAAGAAAGAGAAGGCAAAACAAGGGGGAAAGAAGCACUAGUUAGGGAGACGAGAGGGGAACCCGAGAAAAGAACAGAACACGAGAAGAGGGGGAAGGAUGGACAAGCACAAAACGCAGCGAUUGCGGAAAUUUUGCAGCGCCAUUGGCUCGGCAGCUAUUCCUUAGGCUGGGGCGUGAUUUCAGCACCAAGGGGAACUGGACAGCACCCAGAGGGGACUCCUAGGCAGAGAGCAACAGCAGCAGGAGCCGUUGCAGCAGCAGCUACAGCAUCAGCAUCAGCAGCCGGAAACCCUGCUUUGUAACAGAAAAGGCAAGUGGUAAAUGAACUUGAACUGUGUCUGUGGCGAACAGGAUGAUUGCUGUUACUUUGUGAUGAGAUCGGGGAUGAAUUGCUCAGUUUAAAAAUGCUGCUUUGGAUUCUGUUGCUGGAGACGUCUCUUUGUUUUGCCGCUGGAAACAUUACAGGGGACGUUUGCAAAGAGAAGAUCUGUUCCUGCAACGAGAUAGAAGGGGACCUGCACGUAGACUGUGAGAAAAAAGGUUUUACAAGUCUGCAGCAUUUCACUGCCCCGACUUCCCAGUUUUACCAUUUAUUUCUGCAUGGAAAUUCCCUCACGCGACUUUUUCCUAAUGAGUUCGCUAACUUUUAUAAUGCGGUUAGUUUGCACAUGGAAAACAACGGCUUGCAUGAAAUUGUUCCCGGGGCUUUUCUGGGGUUGCAGCUGGUGAAGAGACUCCAUAUCAACAACAACAAGAUUAAAUCUUUCCGAGAACAGACUUUCCUGGGGUUGGACGAUCUGGAAUACCUCCAGGCCGAUUUUAAUCUAUUACGAGAUAUUGACCCGGGAGCAUUUCGGGACUUAAACAAGCUGGAGGUACUCAUUUUAAAUGACAACCUCAUCAGCACCUUACCUGCCAACGUGUUCCAAUAUGUUCCCAUCACCCACCUCGACCUUCGGGGAAACAGACUUAAAACAUUGCCUUAUGAGGAGGUCUUGGAGCAGAUCCCAGGCAUUGCUGAAAUCCUGUUAGAGGAUAACCCCUGGGACUGCACUUGUGAUCUGUUAUCUCUGAAGGAAUGGCUAGAGAACAUCCCCAAAAACGCACUUAUUGGACGCGUGGUCUGCGAAGCCCCCACUAGACUGCAGGGAAAAGAUCUUAAUGAGACCACAGAACAAGAUCUGUGUCCUUUGAAAAACCGAGUGGAUUCUAGUCUCGCAGCACCCCCUGCCCAGGAGGAGACCUGUGCUCGGCCUAUUCCAACUCCCUUUAAGAUUAACGGCCAAGAAGAUCCUGCCACUCCAGGGGCUGCUCCAAAUGGAGGUACAAAGAUUCCAGUCAACUGGCAAAUCAAAAUCAGACCUACUGCGGCGGUAUCAGCGAUCAAUGCCAAAAACAAACCUCCGGGCAGAAGUAUGCCCUGUCCGGAGAUAUGCAGCUGUGACCAGAUCCCAGAUUCGGGUCUAAAGGUCAAUUGCAAUGACCGAAAUGUGAGCAGUUUGGCUGACUUGAAGCCCAAGCCUUCCAACGUGCAGGAGCUAUUUUUGAGAGACAACAAGAUCCACACUAUUAGAAAAUCUCACUUUCUGGAUUAUCGGAACCUUAAUCUAUUGGAUCUAGGAAAUAAUAAUAUUGCAACUGUGGAGAACAACACCUUCAAGAACCUUUUGGACCUAAGAUGGCUAUACAUGGACAGCAACUAUCUGGACACCCUGUCCCGAGAGAAAUUCACCGGGUUGCUGAACCUUGAGUACCUGAAUGUGGAGUUUAAUGAGAUCCAGCUGAUCCUCCCAGGUACCUUCAAUGCUAUGCCCAAACUGAGGAUACUCAUUCUCAACAACAACUUGCUGAGAUCCCUACCUGUCGACGUCUUUGCUGGGGUCUCACUCUCUAAGCUAAGUCUCCACAAUAACUAUUUUCUGUACCUCCCAGUAGCGGGGGUAUUGGAUCAGUUAACCUCCAUCAUACAGAUAGAUCUGCAUGGCAACCCCUGGGAGUGCUCUUGCACAAUUGUGCCUUUCAAACAAUGGGCAGAGCGCCUGGGUCCCGAAGUGAUCAUGAGUGAUCUGAAGUGCGAAUCCCCGGAAGACUUCUUCAAAGCAGAUUUCUUGUUCCUCUCCAACGACGUGAUGUGCCCCCAGCUGUAUGCAAAGAUCUCGCCUACAUUAACUUCACACAGUAAAAACAGCACUGGGUUGGCGGAGACAGGGACUCAUUCCAAUUCCUACCUAGAGACCAGCAGGGUCUCCAUUUCGGUGCUGGUCCCGGGACUCCUGCUGGUGUUUGUCACCUCUGCCUUCACAGUGGUUGGCAUGCUAGUGUUUAUCCUGAGGAACCGAAAGCGGUCAAAGAGAAGGGAUGCCAACUCAUCUGCAUCUGAAAUCAAUUCCUUACAGACAGUCUGUGAUUCUUCUUACUGGCACAACGGACCUUACAAUGCAGAUGGAGCCCAUAGAGUUUAUGACUGUGGCUCUCACUCCCUAUCAGACUAAGAACCCGGGGCAAAGGGAGGGGGAGGGGAGGUGGGGCGCUUUUCCACAAGUUUCGCAGCUAGCAACCCAGUGGUUAAAGAAACCUCGACCCUUGUGCUUUGUCUGCUCGCCCAUGCCAAAGCGUGAUUGGCAUAAAUCAAUCAAUCAAACAACUGCUCUAGGAGAAGAGAGUUCUUCUGGUCCCGCCGCUCUCUUCUGGGAAAGCCAAACAGUGCGAAGACUGGAAUAACUGAGGGAACCGAAGCCAGCUCGCUAGCUGUAAACCCUCUUUGAGAGGCAGCCAAGCUGGAGCAGCGCUCUUACAUCUGACUAUGCCCUUAGUGAGCCUUGGAGACUAAAAAGAGGGCAGAAGACACACUUGGCCAAACUCUUAUAGGGCGAGCGAUUGUUAUUGUCCUAUAUAUAUGUAUAAAUAUACCUACGUCUAUAUAUAUAUAGAUAGAUAUCUAUUUUUUCCCCUGUGGAUUAGCCCCGUGAGGAGGGGGACGUGAUGGCCUCCCUGCUGAUACUUCAGGGAAGGGAAGUUGCACGAAGGCAUGAAUGUAAUGUAAAUAAAUGACUCGGAUUCCGAACAAAAAGUGCUGCAUGGCUCGCAUGGAUACAACGCACCCCAGGGACGCUCCCCCUCCCAUUCAACCGGAGACAGCGUCUAAUUCACACCAUCCACCCUCUUACCUGAUAAGUCCCAUCGUAUCAAACUUUCUAUAAACAAAAUACAGUAUAAUCUAAAAGUGCCAUUUCGCCAUUUUUUGUGAUGAUAGGCAGUACAGAGAGGUACAUUUACUGUGAAAAAAUGUAAAGAUUUUAUUUAAGACAUUUGCAUGGAUAGUCAUCAGUUCAUUUUAUGAGUUUAAAAUUUUGCUUUCUUUGGAGAGGUUUUCCGGGGUUACUUUGGUAUUUCUUUUUUUGUUAUUUUUCUAUAAGUAUCCAAUAAUGCCUUCCAUCUGAAUGUAAAAUUAGUACCCUUGAUUUCUAUUAUGGUAUCAGUGUAAACAUUCAAAAAAAAUAAUUCCGAGGCAGUUAAGCAUGACCAAUUAAUGUCACUCUAGUGCUUAGGCUGCGAUCUUAAUGGUAGCAAUUCUGUGCUGGUGUAAAUCUUACUAUUAAGGAGAAAAAACAGAAUCGAGGAAGCACGUGAAGCUUACUAAUUCUAUCCGAGGAUUUUAUAAUGGCAUAUUUUUUCAGUAUUAAAGUGAAAAUGUUUUCAACUCUGG